AUGGCGGGCUCACCUGGUGCUGCGCCGCCUGCUCCGGGCGCCCGGUGCCCUCCGCGCGCCGCUCCCCGGGCGCAGGUUCGGCCGGCGCGGCGCCGGUGCCGGGCAGGACUCUUUGCCUUUCUUUGGGUUCUAUCUGUGCGUGUCAAUGGCGGCAAGCGGCAGUUCUCCGGGCCGCGGAUAGUAGCGGGGGGAGGAGGAGGAGGGAGAAGGGAUUGCUCCUUCUCCACAUAA
Messenger RNA from Rangifer tarandus platyrhynchus (Svalbard reindeer), 231 nucleotides. NCBI's taxonomy places the organism in Eukaryota, Metazoa, Chordata, Mammalia, Artiodactyla, Cervidae. The record is from the annotation of a GenBank genome assembly.